Molecule: messenger RNA, 4077 nt
Organism: Nerophis lumbriciformis (worm pipefish)
Lineage: Eukaryota; Metazoa; Chordata; Actinopteri; Syngnathiformes; Syngnathidae
Gene: ppm1bb
Product: protein phosphatase, Mg2+/Mn2+ dependent, 1Bb
Biological process (GO): protein dephosphorylation
Molecular function (GO): protein serine/threonine phosphatase activity; magnesium ion binding; manganese ion binding
Source: RefSeq, a predicted model, not a curated record
UCCUUUUUUUGUGUCUUUGUAGUUGGGACUCUUCGAGGCCACUUUCAAAAAAAACCGCACCCACGGGAGCGCUGACGUUUGACAUUCGAGGGCUCCACGCCAAUUUAACUCCGCCUCUCCGGCGUAUGCAGGUGUUGUUGUCGAACGUGAAAAAAAAAAAUACACAACGUCGGCGAUAGACCAAUCGGAGCGUGGCUUUGCGCUAAUUGACACGGGAAUCGGCCAAUUAGCUGGCGUCUCACCUCGCGUCGUGACCAAUCAGCGGGCGCACACGCAAACAACACCCUCCUCUUGUUCAGCACCCAAAGUGGAAGGAAAGCUGUGUGGCCUUUCAAUGGAGAGGGCAGAAGUGGCGUCAAACAUGCGUCAAAAUCCACGCCAUCCAAGCAGGGAACCACCGAGAGAGGACUUAACGCCGCUCAUCUGAGGCCAACUUUUGUUAUUUUUUUUGUUGUUGUUGCUGCUCGAAUAAGGAAACACGACUUGGCUAAGCUAGCUAGCUAGCGUUAGUCGCGGGGGAAAUCACACCUUCGCGCCGCAGGAGGCGACACUAGUAUCACUCAAGAUUGGAUCCGAACGACGGGAACACCUGUAGGCAGCAAUGGGUGCGUUCCUGGACAAGCCGAAGACGGAGAAGCACAGCGCCCACGGCGAAGGCAACAGUCUGAGCUAUGGCCUGAGCUCCAUGCAGGGAUGGCGGGUGGAGAUGGAGGACGCCCACACGGCCGUGGUAGGCCUCCCCCACGGACUCACCGACUGGUCCUUCUUUGCCGUCUAUGACGGCCACGCGGGCUCGCGGGUGGCCAACUAUUGCUCUGGCCACCUGCUGGAACACAUUCUGUCGGGGGGAGCAGAGUUCGGAUCCGGGCCGGGCUCCGUGGAAGGCGUGAAGGACGGCAUUCGUGCCGGUUUUCUGAAAAUUGACGAGUACAUGCGGAGCUUCGCCGACCUGCGGCAGGGCUUGGACCGCAGCGGUUCGACAGCAGUUUGCGUGCUGCUCAGCCCCACCCACCUCUACUUCAUAAACUGUGGAGACUCACGGGCCGUGCUGAGCCGAGACAGCAAAGUGGGCUUCUCCACCCAGGACCACAAGCCCUGCAACCCGCGCGAAAAGGAGCGAAUCCAGAAGGCCGGAGGCUCGGUCAUGAUCCAGAGGGUGAAUGGCUCCCUGGCCGUAUCCCGGGCCCUGGGGGACUAUGACUACAAAAGCGUGGAUGGUAAAGGCCCCACGGAGCAGCUGGUGAGCCCCGAGCCUGAGGUGUGCGUUCUAGAGCGGGCUGCCGAAGGCGACGAGUUUAUUGUGCUGGCGUGCGACGGGAUCUGGGACGUCAUGUCUAACGAGGAGCUGUGCGACUUUGUGCGCUCGCGACUUCUGGUGUGCGACGACUUGGAGAAAGUUUGUAACUCGGUGGUGGACACCUGCUUGCACAAGGGGAGCAGAGACAACAUGAGCGUCGUCUUGGUAUGUCUACCCGGAGCGCCCAAGAUCUCAGAGGAGGCUGUGAAGAAAGAGGAGGAAUUAGACAAAUACCUGGAGGCCCGCGUAGAGGAGCUGCUUACAAACUGCGGCGAGGCCGGGACCCCCGACCUGGUGACUGUGCUGCGGAGCAUCGCCACAGAGAACAUCCCCAAUCUUCCACCGGGUGGCGGCCUGGUUAGCAAACGCAGCGUGAUCGAGGCGGUGUACAACAAGCUGAACCCUCAUAAAGAAGAGGAAGGGGCCUGUGCGGGGGGAGAGGAGGAGAAUGAGGAGGCAGGUAGCACGGUGGCUCAUCUGAUGGAGGCGCUGCGCCAGUUCCGCCUGCACCACCGGGGGCAGUACCGAGCGGUGCUGGAGGAGUCUCUGGCCACCUACCAACUGCAUCCCAAGGAAGGCGACGACGACGACAAUGAUUAUGACCAGGAGCGGUCCACCUCCCCUGCCUCUCCCCGCUCGCCCCCGCCCUCACCCGCCGCCGCAGAGCCCGACGCCUGCCAGGACGCACUCGCUCCCGAGUCCGAUCCCUCUUUUUAACAGCGCAGCCCUUCCUCACCUCCGAAUGUCUUGAUUGACCGAGCCCCUCUUCUUCUCCAUCACAGACCUCUUAGACACACUUUCUUCACUCCAUCAUAAAUAUUUCAACAACGCAGGCCUGUCUGCUUGAGUUAAAACACUCCGCCCGGCGAGGACUUCCUGCUCUGCCCCUCCCACUAUUUUUUUUUUCCUCGGCCAUGUUUUUUUUCAACAGGAACCCACCAGCGAAAGCUGCUAAUGCUAAAUAGAAGCUUUGCUUAACAGUAUUGUUUUUUCUGUCUGGCUGCUAUUGCACUCCCCCUCCCUUUACCUUGAUCUCCAGUGCCCCCCUUUCCCCCCCGCCAAACAGUCAGGGCAAUUAAGGGUGCUCAGAACAAGAUUUUCUUCAGCUUUCUGAUUCCGAACAUACUUUGUGUGUGUGUGUUUUGUAUACAAGGUUGUGUGCGUGCGACUGAGCAGGUGACCAAUCAUUGCUGCUGGGAUUAUUCUAUUGUAUAACUAUUAUCAAGAGUUCCAGUUUGUUUGGAAAUGCCAAUUGUGUGUGUGUGUGUGUGUGUGCGUGCGUGUGUGUGUGAGAGAGAGUUGGUGGGUGUUUUCCGCAGCACAUUCAGGUGGGAAAAAAUCAAAAGAUUCAGUGGCAGUUUGAAUAAGGGCCCUUCAAAAAGCUAGUGUUUAUUAUUAUUAUUACUACUAUUAUUAUUAUUAUAUGACUGAUUCUGGUCAUCCAAAGCACUUAGGUAAUGCUUAAUACUGUAUGUGUGUGUGUGUGUGUGUUUAGUGGUUACAUGGGGCCAAAUCAGUCUUGCAAGACAAAAGUAAAGUCAUAGAAUAAAAGCAACUUGAGGUACAAGUGCUGUGAAUUGUUGAUGUAUGUGUGUCUCACUGUAAUCUGCCUUUAAUCAUCCCCCAAUCAUCACCUCCAUCAUCAUCCUCAUUGACGUGCAGGGUCAGUAAAUAACAAAUAACACAACCAAAUAUGAAGAAUCGCUAUGCUAUUAACUGUUUAAGACCCGACAGGUGCCGUCACGACGCUCCCCGCCAGUGUGCCGGCGAGAUGGAAGACCCCUGCUAGCUGUGGCAACCACUCGCAUCCCCUCCUGGAGGACGACAAGGAGGAGGAGCGUGUCUUUCCAUUGCGCCGAUUUCUUUCUCCACUUAAAGGAGGGGGGGUGGGGACUUGUGGUUUGUGUUGGAGUGUAUGUCGGUUAUGAAUGUGUGUGAAGCGGGGGUGGGGGGGCGAGAGGUGAGACUAUGACAGCACACACGCCUCAAAGUGGGAGGGGGAGAAAAUGUCAAGAUUUUAUGAACUGAAGCAUUGUGACGGUAGAGAUAAUAAUUUUUUUACCGUUUAUUUUUCUUGAAUGUGGACGCCUGACUUCACAUUGACAUGAGGACCGUGUGUUUGUGUAGAAUGACGCAUAAAGACAUUAGGUUCUUUUCUUGGACUAUUUUUUUUUUCCCCCCCAAGGGCGUCCUUCUGGCCCUGCUCUGCCCACACAUCCUAAACACUUCCCAACACACCCCCCACGCAGCAUCACUUCCACCCGUGCACGUACUGUAAGUGAUGUCGCCUUAGGCAGGCUCCACUGCAUGAGGACAUGGACAGUCAUUGGUUGACACUGACUGACACGCCCCCACCUCGAGUGACCCUCUGGACUCUGAUUGGCUCUCUUGUCUUUGUGUCGUCACAGUGAUGAUAAACAUAACUGAGAGGAAAGGAAGAUGAUGGACUUAAUCGGGAUGGGGGGGUAGUGUAAUAUCACUGGUUGGACUGUUUUUGUUUUUUUAGGGGGGGGGGCGUCUGCCAUACCCCCUACGUCACAUUUGGAAGUGCACAUGGCGGCAUGUUUUUUUUUUUUGGUCCCCCCCACCACCUUCCUUGUUAUUUUUUUUUUAAUGUCCAAGAGGUUGUUACUCCUAGCUGCUCGCUUGGUAGAGUGAGUGAAGUUGUUGUUUUAAUAAUCCAGUUGUUUCUGGUUCUCAUGUUUGUAUUGCUGUUGUUUGUUUGCACUCACAUUUGAUUACAGAAAGCGUAUAUAUAUGAAAUAAAACAGCAAAAACUA